AUGGGGACGGGGUGCAUCUUCGAGUACGACGCCGAGCACCCGCGGGAGGAGGCCUACACGGGCCGGGGGUUCACGGAGGAGAGCCCGCCGAAUUUUUGGGGCUCCUCGUAUUCCACCGUGAAGGGUUUCACGGACCUCCUCAUGAAUCAGUUCGAUUCUGGUAUCUGCAAGUACGAGAAGGUCUGCUCCGUGCCGAACUCGAUGACCGUGCUCGACGAGAUGGUGCCGGUUUUGGUGACCAUGGCCCUGGCCAAGGAGUCGGGGACGUUCAAUCUGACCAACCCAGGCGUCAUAUCGCACAACGAGAUCCUUGAGAUGUACAAGGAGAUCGUGGAUCCAAAUUUCACAUGGAAAAACUUCUCGGUCGAGGAGCAGGCCAAGAUUCUGGCGUCCGCGCGCUCGAACAACAGGCUCGAGACCAGCAAGCUCACCUCGAAGUACCCCGUCUCAGACAUCAAGACGUCUGUGGCCAGCGCGCUGAAAAAGAUGAAGCCGCUGUAG
Messenger RNA from Prorocentrum cordatum, 501 nucleotides. Lineage: Eukaryota; Dinophyceae; Prorocentrales; Prorocentraceae. The record is from the annotation of a GenBank genome assembly.